UCAAACACUUCAGCCACACGGAAAGUGUUUUUUAGAAUUAUCUUAGUUUAUAUAUACACAGUUCUUUUCCCGUUCAGUUUCACCCUAUAAGUAAGAAGGUGAUUAUUAUCACUCGCAUUGCAUCAAACCAAAACCGAAACUAAAACCAAAACCUUGAGAAAACUUAUCAUGGCGGACAGUGGCGGAGGACCCCGCCGGAGAGAACCGCUUCUGGUGUCGCCGGAGAAAGAGGCUACAAAAGCUUCGUGGAGACUUAACGUGAAAGAGUUUCGUUUGCCAAACCAAACAAAUGAUCAUCAAAAUCAUCAAUCCUUCACUUUCCGUGGCUUUCUUCGUGAACCCAGGAAGCAGCGCAAAGUGGCAGAAUAUUACAACAAGCAGGAGAGACUCCUUGAAGGAUUUAAUGAGAUGGAGACUAUGACUGAAACGGGUGGUUUCCCAGGAUCUCUCACUGAGGAUGAAAUGAAGCAACUAGCCAAGAGUGAGAGGAUGGCUGUUCAUGUGUCAAAUAUGUGUAACUUGGUGCUGUUUGCAGCAAAGGUUUAUGCUUCAAUUGCGAGCAGAUCAUUAGCAGUCAUUGCCUCAACCAUGGAUUCUCUCUUGGACCUCUUGUCAGGGUUCAUAUUGUGGUUUACUGCUCAUGCCAUGAAAAACCCAAAUCAAUAUCACUAUCCAAUUGGAAAGAAACGCAUGCAACCAGUGGGUAUCAUUGUUUUUGCAUCAGUGAUGGCAACCUUGGGGUUGCAGAUUUUGAUUGAAUCUGCCCGAGAACUUAUUUUCAAGUCUAAGCCUGAUAUGGAUCCAACGAAACUUCAUUGGAUGAUCGGAAUUAUGGUGUGUGUGACUGUAGUGAAGUUCAUUCUUAUGGUCUACUGUCGAAGAUUCAAAAAUGAAAUUGUUAGAGCAUAUGCACAAGAUCACUUUUUUGAUGUCAUUACUAAUUCUGUUGGAUUAGCUGCUGCUGUGCUAGCUGUCAAGUUCUACUGGUGGAUUGAUCCAACAGGAGCUAUUAUUAUAGCAUUGUAUACAAUCAAUACAUGGGCCAAGACUGUCAUUGAGAAUGUUUGGUCACUCAUAGGAAGGACAGCACCACCUGAUUUUCUAGCCAAGUUAACUUUCCUCAUAUGGAAUCACCAUGAACAGAUCAAGCACAUAGAUACUGUUAGAGCAUACACCUUUGGUGCACAUUACUUUGUGGAAGUUGACAUUGUGUUACCUGAAGACAUGCUUCUCCACCAAGCACACAACAUUGGUGAGACACUCCAAGAGAAGCUGGAGCAGCUUCCAGAAGUUGAAAGGGCUUUCGUUCACAUAGAUUUUGAGUUCACUCACAGGCCAGAGCACAAGACCAUGGUGUGAUGAUAUGCCAUGGGACAAAGAUGGCAUAGCUUAGCUUUGCUAAUUCUCUUAGUUGUUUUAUUUAAGCCAAAUAGCAAAGUUUCUUUCUGAUGUUUAUAGUUGCUGAUACCUCUUAAUGAUACUCUUCCUAUUUGGUUGACUCAAAAUAAUUAAGUAUUUUUUUCACACCAC
This is a messenger RNA of Glycine soja, 1530 nucleotides long. Its product is annotated as metal tolerance protein 10-like. Gene Ontology annotation, biological process: transmembrane transport; monoatomic cation transport. The record is from RefSeq and is a predicted model, not a curated record. Bases 169 to 1359 code for a protein of 396 amino acids. Lineage: Eukaryota; Viridiplantae; Streptophyta; Magnoliopsida; Fabales; Fabaceae. Gene Ontology annotation, molecular function: monoatomic cation transmembrane transporter activity. The transcript has 6 exons. Gene Ontology annotation, cellular component: membrane.